UAGAGGAAGCUGGGACUGGUGGGAGCUGAGAGAAGAAAAGGCUGCUUUUGUGCCGCUAUGGUAACUGGAGGUUCUGCAGUUUGAGGCCUGAAAGGGGGACCUACUGCUGCUGCUGCUAUUACUACUGAAUGAGGUUUAAUUUUUCUUGUGGAAAAGUAUUCUCUUAUAUUGAGAUGGCAUUUGCACCUCCCAAAAACCUAGAUGGGCCCAAAAUGCAGACAAAAAUGAGUACCUGGACACCUCUAAACCAUCAGAUUUUGAAUGAAAAGAUAUUUGAAGAAAGAAGAAUCCUACUUGGAAAAUGGUUUGAUAAGUGGACAGAUGCUCAGAGGAGAAGAAUCUUGAUAGGCUUGUUUGAGCAGUGCUCUGUGUCACAGCAAAAAUUCUGUAGUCGACAACUUCAACAAAGAAUUCCAGCAGAAGCAGUGGAUUUCACGACCAAGCUGCCUCGGGUGUUGUCUUUGUACAUCUUUUCUUUCCUAGACCCACGAAGUCUCUGUCGAUGUGCACAGGUGAGCUGGCACUGGAAGAACUUGACUGAAAUGGAUCAGCUCUGGAUGCCCAAGUGUUUGCGUUUUAAUUGGUGCAUCAAUUUCUCUCCAACCCCUUUUGAACAAGGGGUGUGGAAGAAGCACUAUAUUGAGAUGGUGAAAAUACUUCAUAUUUCUAAGCCCAAGACUCCACCAAAAAAUGAUUUUAUGGCUACUGACAUUCAGGCAGCAUCAGGUGACCCUAAGGGGGUGAAGCAAUCCCCUUCAUCUGCCCUUCAUUCCUCCUGCUCAUUUAGGAAGAAGACUAACCGAGGGGAAAAGGAUCUUCCACCAUGGCGUUCUUCUGAUAAACAUCCCACUGAUAUCAUUCGGUUCAAUUACUUAGACAACUGUGAUCCCAUUGAACAAGCCUGGCAGGUAAAGAAGAAAGGAAGUGAACAGGCCUCAGAUUUCAACCGACAAUCACAUAACAAGAAAAAUAAAUUUCAAGACAGAUCCAAGCUGAGAAAAGCACAAUCACUGAAAAGAGAAAAAAUGAAUUUCUUCCAAGAACCACCAGGAGCACAGAGGAAUCUUUCCAUCUGUCCCUCUUGCCUAAGUAUGAUGUGAAAAACAAAACACUUAAAAUUCGGAGAGUGUGUUUAGUCAUAUUUUUUCCAGUCAGUGAUUCUUGCUCGUUCUGGCUCUACCUAGGGACUCUCCCUUUCUCAGAACAAACCUGGCUUUGCUAGCAUUUAAACAGCAACAUUUUCCUCCUCCUCCUUAUUAAUAUCAACAAACAUUCAUUAAGUCCUGCUCCUUACCAAUUUAGUAAAACCUGCUUACAUUCCUUUGAAAGUCUUAAAGAACUCAAAGUCAUCUCUGGAUCCCUUGGUAAAAUCUGCCAUAAUCUCUGAUCUCAUAAUCUGCAUUGGGAAAAAAAAUCACAUGGAUGAAGAUUGUACAUGGUCCAGAUUUUGACAUGCUCAUAUCUUGGACAGGCAUUACAGACAGAGACUGAACUGAACCUGGAAGGAACUUGAAGGAGAAAAAGCUGGAGUACAUUUAGAAAACUGCAAUGCUUUCAAUAAUCCCAAAAUGCUCUGUGCCACCCAAGUCCAUUUUUAACAUAUUUUCCUGAUAAUUCUUUAUAGCUGCAAAUUCCAGGGCAUGAUGAUCUAAAAAGAACCAGUAUUUUAGGUGAUCCAAAGAGUUGUGGAAGAUUCAAGAAGUGCCAUCAAGGAUCACAAUGAAAGUUGGAUGACCAGAAAAAGAAGUGAAUCCCAUCUCUAACACAUAUAACUAUGUGACCAUGGAUAAUCCAAAACUCAUUAAGCCUGAUCUAUAAAACAGGAAUAAUGCUAGGUGAGGUACCUCUUUCACAAGGUAGUUAUAAAUAUAAAAUGAAAUAAUGUAUAUGAAACACUUUGCAAACCUUAAGUGCUACAUAAACUUCUGUGAUUGUUGUAUAUAUAUCAGGAAUAAAAACUAAUUGAUAGAUUGCCCAAGUAUUAUUGCACUUGUAUCAGAGGAAGGCCUCUGGUACAUUGAAUAGAUCUUCUAUGGAGAUUUUUUGUAAAGACAUAGACAAGAAUUGCACAAGAUGGGAUGGCAUUGUUGGGUUGCUGAAUCAUCAGGAAGAGUUAUUCAUAUCAGUGAGAUCUUAUAUCAGUGGAUAUAUCAAGAAAUAAACUUCACUUAACUCAUCUGACUUUUU
Antechinus flavipes (yellow-footed antechinus) is the source of this 2187-nucleotide messenger RNA. RefSeq names its product F-box protein 16 (gene FBXO16). Bases 129 to 1100 code for a protein of 323 amino acids. Lineage: Eukaryota; Metazoa; Chordata; Mammalia; Dasyuromorphia; Dasyuridae. The record is from RefSeq and is a predicted model, not a curated record. Gene Ontology annotation, molecular function: protein binding. The transcript has 8 exons.